GGUCUGGUCUUAAGAGAUAGGUUGUGAUUGAUUACACCAAGGCAGGAAAUCUGGUAUGGCAAAGAUCUUUUGGGUUGCAAUUGAUUAUACAAAGGCAGGAAGUCUGAUUUUGCAGUAUCUUUCAGGCCGUGGGAAACCCCCAUUUUACAAACUGGUAUCAAAUACAAUUUACAAAAAACACAAUAUUCACAACAGGGGAUUUAAACAGAAUGAUUUAAUCGUAUAUAUUUUUCUCUAUCUAAUGUCCAUGCUUCAUUUCAGACGUGAGUAUUCUGGUUUAUACAAACCCCAAAGCUUUUAUGAUUAACACAAUUCUUUCAUCAAUUAUCACAGCUUUUUUUGGGGAAAGGGUUUGUUUGUUUUUAUUUGGCUUUUUUUGUAUGUUUUUUAUUUGGUUGGGUUUUUUGUUUGUUGUUUUGUUUUUUGUUGUUGUUGGUUGGUUGGGGGGCGUUUUUUGGUUUUGUUUUUCCUUUGGUUUGGGUUUUUGUUUGAUUAUGUCUUGGUUAGGUUUUUUAUUUUGGGGGGUUAGUUUUUUUAUUAUUUUUAUUAUAUUUGUUGGUUAGUUGGUUUGGGGGAUUUUUUUUUUGUAGUUGUGUGAUUUUUGUUGUAGUUUGUUUGGGUUUUCUGAUUCUGUUUUUGUGGGGUUUGGUUUUGGUUUUUAGCUUUGGGUUGGUUAGGGUUGGGUUUUUUGUAACGAAGGGCUGAAGGCGCUGCACACCGCGGACUACAUCCCCCAGCGUGCACCGCGGCGCUCGGUGACGUUCCGCCUUCCAUUGGUCCAGAGCCGCGCAGGGGCGUAUCCACUUCCGCGUGGCUCUAAAGCUACGGCUGGGACGGGGGUGCUGCUCGGAGCGUGAUUGGCUGGAGCCGCCGCGUUUGCCGGACUGUGCUUUGCGGAGCGCGUGAAGCGCGGCGCGGCCAUGAUGGCAGACGGCGCCGGCGAGGGGGCGCUUGGGGCCGGGUGUCGGGACCCGGAUCCGGCUUUGACUCCGACGUGGGCUCUAGCGCUGACCCGGACCCCAGCGCCGAUCCCGGCCUCGACACCCUCUUUGUCUCUGGCCCCAGAGUCUCUUCAAGCUCUGCAGGACCUGACCGGCGAUGGAGGGGUGCUCAAGGAGCAGCUGCGCCCCGGCGUCGGGCUGCUUGUGCCCCCAUCCGCCUCCGUGGCAGUGAAGUACUCCGGGUACCUGGGAAAUUGGAAUAAGCUCUUCUGUUCAAACGGGAGCAACAAGUAUCCAAGGCUAAUGAAACUUGGAAAAGACAUCACACUGUGGGGGCUGGAGAUCGGGCUGCUGUCUAUGACCAAAGGAGAGGCUGCGCUGUUCAUCCUCACUCCAGAAUAUGCCUAUGGCCAGCGGGGAUGUCCUCCCUCCAUCCCCCCAAACACGACGGUCCUCUUCAAGGUGGAGGUGCUGGACUUCAUAGACUCAGAGGAGUGCGACGCGUUCUUUGAGUUGACUUGUGAACAGCGGGAUAGACUUCCUCUAGAGAAGGUGUUGAAAGUGGCAGCCACAGAGAGAGAGUUUGGCAACUACUUCUUCUAUAAGCAGUGCUUCAAGAUUGCCAAGAACAGAUACAAGAGGGCGCUCUCCAUCCUGGGUCACAGCUCCUCCAGUAAGGCAGAGCAGAGCCAGAUCAACGCUUCCAAACUGCUGCUGUUCCUGAAUCUCUCACUCACUUACCUGAAACUGGAACGUGCUGACCGAGCUUUGAAAUACGGGGAGUUAGCCUUGGAGAUGGACCAAGGAAAUGCCAAAGCACUGUUCAGGUGUGGUCAGGCUUGUCUCCACAUGAAGGAGUACAGAAAAUCACGGGAUUUCCUGGCUAGAGCUCAAUGCAUCCAGCCCUUCAACCGUGAUAUCAACAAUGAACUGAAGAAGUUGGCAAGGCUCUUGGCAAAAUGUCCUGGAGAACAACAGGCAGAAUCCAGGGUGAGAGGUACUACAAGGAGUACAUGGAAAUGGAGAGAGAAAUGUGCUGCCAGAUGUUCAACCGUCUCAAUUCUUAUGGCUGAGAAGAAAUCAAGGACCGUUCCAGCUGUCCGGCUCCUGGUACAUGGAGAUCUCAGCAUCACAUGCAAGUUUUGGGAAAAGGGGCAGGAGCAUUGUUUUACUUUGAGGGAUGGAAGUGAAGGUUCAAUGUUUGUACACAACCUGAUUUUCCUGAAGUUUGGUUUGUUUGCCAUGUUUUGA
This is a messenger RNA of Cinclus cinclus, 2192 nucleotides long. It is a transcript of the gene FKBP6, whose product is annotated as FKBP prolyl isomerase family member 6 (inactive). The record is from RefSeq and is a predicted model, not a curated record. Lineage: Eukaryota; Metazoa; Chordata; Aves; Passeriformes; Cinclidae. Gene Ontology annotation, molecular function: protein binding; peptidyl-prolyl cis-trans isomerase activity. The coding region runs from base 921 to 2192 and encodes 423 amino acids. The transcript is spliced from 9 exons.